This is a messenger RNA of Cladophialophora psammophila CBS 110553, 1950 nucleotides long. RefSeq lists its product as uncharacterized. The transcript has a single exon. The record is from RefSeq and is a predicted model, not a curated record. NCBI's taxonomy places the organism in Eukaryota, Fungi, Ascomycota, Eurotiomycetes, Chaetothyriales, Herpotrichiellaceae. Bases 1 to 1950 code for a protein of 649 amino acids.
AUGGAAAACUUGAAGAGCCAUGACAUUGGUGUCGUGUCCAACGAUGAAGACACGCCUUUAGCGCAACGAGGCUUCGCCUCUAGAAUCAUGUUUUCCCUAGUCGACAAUAACAUGUCUGCAUAUAGAUCCGUCCCACAGCAUGUUGAUUACACGAAAUGCCAAAAGUGGCUCAAAAACUGCCUUCAGGAGCAUGAAUCUUGCAAUACUGCGGAACCCGGUGAUCGAAACAGCCCGAUCAAGCUCAUCGACGUGGUGGCGCGGCGUGUGGUAAAGUUUUCCAGGAAAAAUGACAUUAAAUAUGCGACCUUAAGCUAUGUCUGUGGUCCUAGCUAUUCCGUCUUCAUUCUGCAAAGCAGUCCGGACUGGACAUACGAUGCGACUGGGAAUCGUCGUCACCCUCUGCCAGCCGGAAUUCCCGCAACAAUCGAAGAUGCGAUGACCGUUACUCAAAACCUGGAUCUAAACUAUCUCUGGGUUGAUUCGAUCUGUAUUGCACAAGAUGAUGAGGAUGAGAAACGAGCCCAAAUCGAUCUCAUGUUCAACAUUUAUAGCGACGCCACUCUUUGCAUCGUGUCUGCGGCGGGCAAAGACUCUCACACACCGCUACCCGGAGUCUCUGUUCCCCGAGCACUUCAACCAAUGCGAAAAGUGAAAAUCAAGGAUGGGAUGGACGUAGGCGUACCAUUUCCCGCUUUGGGCUCCGUUCUGUCGACGUGCCGCUACAUGGGCCGUGCCUGGACGUAUCAAGAACUUCUCCUAUCGAAGCGGAUUCUCUUCUUUACCACGGCAGAGGUUUUCUACUAUUGCGCCUUGUCGACCCACCACGAGUCCCGGCUCGAGCAACCAGGAGGGCAUCCAGAAGCCCAGACUUGGGCCAGCCUUGCUCCCGAGUCGAACUCCCACCUGAUCGGCAAUGCCGUGGCAAUGCGCAAGACCACGGAUCCAGCGGAUCUUUGUCGCCUGUUCGCAGCGGCCGCCCAGGAGUAUAGUUCGAGAAGGCUGACGUACCAGGAAGAUACCAUCAGGGCGUUCCGGGGCGUGCUGUCAAUGUUUUGCCAGCUACUGAACGGUCCAGCGACAAGUGCAUGCCCGGACUGCAUGGUCUUGAACAGCCUCACUUGGAGGGACCCACGCACAAACACUUCCUCUUCCCAUUUAGCAAAGCGUCGAAUGUGCUCUGAUUCACCCCAGACCGCAGUAUUGCCGUCAUGGGUCUGGUGUAGCUUCGACGGGCCGGUGAAGAUGACUUCCAUUCCAUACUGUUACUCUCAAUCUGUGUGCAAUAUCUUCGCCUUUGCAAAUAAGACCAAUGAAUUGGCGAUGCUCUUUCCGAAGAUCGCUGCCGGAGAAUGCUGCACCUGUAGCCAUCCAGAGCACAAGAUCAAAGUUCGUAACCCCAUGCCAUUGCCUGUCAAGACGAAAGCCAUCACCUUCCCCAUCCUUGCCGAAGGGGACGACGAACUCAUCCCCGGCCAAGCAGACCUCUCGACCUCUGAGGGGGUGACUCUCGGUCCCUGCGACUUCCGCGGACAAUGCUCGCUGGACCAGCUACACGGAUCGACUGUCACUCUCAUGCAAUUAUUCUCUGAGGUCGAAACCAAACCAGCUCCACACGUGACCGCGCUCGUCCUCAGGACUUGUAGGCUGCAGGAGAGCGUCGACACCGUCUUGGGUUCGCCCGAGCUUCAAGGCAACAUCACCAGCCUCCUGUCGCCUGUCCGCAAGAUUCCUCAGAUUGCAACAGAGCCUCCGAUACCAGACGUCGCGGCCCACAAGACGUUUGGACGGAGCCUAGUCAGCUUCGGCUGCCCUGAGUCUCUUCAAAUCCAAGCUGGGACGGUGCCGGCACUUGAGAACGUCCUGGUCGGAACCAGGAUUGGAAUGGCAUAUGUUGGCUGCAAGCAGUGGAUUCGGUUACAGCCGAAGGACUCUGUGGUGUUUUUAAUCUGA